This is a messenger RNA of Hermetia illucens (black soldier fly), 860 nucleotides long. RefSeq lists its product as uncharacterized. The record is from RefSeq and is a predicted model, not a curated record. Bases 219 to 758 code for a protein of 179 amino acids. The transcript has 2 exons. Lineage: Eukaryota; Metazoa; Arthropoda; Insecta; Diptera; Stratiomyidae.
GAUAUCAGAGUCACGUCAUUUUAACGACACUUCCCUUUUUCCUACUGGAAUUACCAUUGACACAACAAGAAAAAUUUCAGUAUUUUUCAAAAUUUCCAAAGUAAAAUUCGUUUGCUUUGUGUUUUAGUCAAUCAGGGAAAAAUUCAAACAUCUUAAAAAAAGCAUAUCCAGAUAUUGAAUAGGAUUAACGUUAAACGAAACUAACGAGUAAACAAAUCAUGAAAUUCAGGGCAUGUGAGCCAUCUUUUGCGGGAUCAGGACGUCUUGCACUGGGACCGCCCCCACCGAAAGGUUUCUUUGCUAGCAAAUUGAAUAUGGCAAUUUUGGCAGCAACAAGUGGUGCCAUUGCUUUAUUUAUGGCCGCAAAAGCUGGUCGUGAGAUGGUGGCGAAUGAAAAUAAAAUGUGUCUGAUUGGGACAGAUACAAACGAUGGCUCCGGUUACACUGAAGGGACAGAAGGCGAGGAUAAUGAUAAUUCGGGGGAUGUUAAUGAGAAACCGUUGCUAUAUAACCCGAAAUUAGCACAAGCAUUUCGUGGUGGAUUUAAUCAGCAUGUGGUACAUUCGGCUGCACUAUUGGCUGUACCUUAUGUUGCAAGUCAACCAGCUAUUACGACAACUCUAUUGGUUGCUGGAACGAUAAUAUUCUGUGGAACACAAUAUCAUAGAGCAUUCAAUCGUGAUCCAGAUUGUUGUGAAGGAGCCCUGAUGUUGGGUACAAUUACACUAUUGGGUGCAUGGUUAUCGUUCCUGAUCUAAAUUUGGUUCAUAUUUCCUUGAUAUCUAAGAAAUUCAAGUUUGCAUAUUUACUUCCCCUUUUCCUGGUAUUUUAGUCAAUAAAAAAUUGAUAUUGGUCGCUGA